GUUGAGUCAGGGGCUGGCAGCCCGGGCGGGCAGGCUCGCAGCCGGCUGAGGGAGCCUCGCGGAGGGGCAGCAAGGCGAGGGACAGGAGCACACGAGCCUCCCCGGGUGCAGCAGGUCCCCGCGCCUCCUCUGCCCGCGGGUGCUGGGGGGCCCCGGCUCUCCGCGCUGCCGCCUUCCUCCACGCAGCCGAGAUGUCAGCUAAACGUGAUGUUGUAAAAUCCAUGUGAGGACGGAAAGACAGAUGCAAUGAUUUGAAAGGUUUUUGAGUUUGGAGGAAUAAUAGAUUUUUGCCUACGGGAAGAAUGCAGUGAAACUGCCAAUAUUUCUAGCUGGAAUUAUAGAUUUGAUAUUCAACUUUAGUGUUACUAAUUUCUUAUUACAUAGUACCUCAAAGUAGAAGAAAAAUGUAUGGAAGUGCAAGAACAAUCAGCAACUUAGAAGGAAGUCCCUCCAGGUCUCCUCGUUUGCCAAGAUCUCCUCGCUUGGGCCACAGGCGAACAAAUAGCGGAGGAGGAGGAGGAACAGGUAAGACGCUAUCAAUGGAGAACAUCCAGUCCCUUAAUGCAGCCUAUGCAACAUCUGGACCAAUGUAUCUGAGUGACCAUGAAGGUGUAGCUUCUACUACUUUCCCAAAGGGCACAAUGACUCUCGGAAGGGCUACGAAUCGAGCUGUAUAUGGUGGUCGAGUCACAGCUAUGGGGAGCAGUCCUAAUAUUGCUUCAGCUGGACUUUCCCACACAGAUGUCCUUUCUUAUACUGAUCAGCAUGGAGGUCUGACCACAUCUUCACACCAUCAUCACCAUCAGGUUCCUUCGAUGCUGAGACAGGUUAGAGAUAGUACUAUGUUAGACCUACAGGCUCAGCUUAAGGAGCUACAGAGGGAGAAUGAUCUUCUCAGAAAAGAACUAGAUAUUAAGGACAGCAAGCUGGGAUCCUCCAUGAAUAGCAUCAAAACUUUCUGGAGUCCUGAGCUAAAGAAAGAGAGAGUAUUGAGGAAAGAAGAAGCAGCCAGAAUGUCAGUUCUUAAAGAGCAAAUGAGAGUUUCCCAUGAAGAAAAUCAGUUUUUGGAUGCCAGGAGAACAAAGCAUCUGCAAAUGACAAUCCAGGCACUUCAGGAUGAGCUUAGAACCCAGAGAGACCUUAACCAUCUUCUCCAGCAAGAAAGUGGAAACCGAGGAGCUGAGCAUUUCACCAUUGAGCUCACAGAGGAGAAUUUUCGAAGACUUCAAGCAGAACAUGAUAGACAGGCUAAAGAACUCUUCCUCUUGAGAAAAACUCUGGAAGAAAUGGAGCUGAGGAUUGAAACACAAAAGCAAACACUAAAUGCUAGAGAUGAAUCGAUAAAAAAGCUUUUGGAAAUGUUGCAGAGUAAAGGUUUACCAUCCAAAGGAAUGGAAGAUGACAAUGAGAGAACUCGAAGGAUGGCAGAGGCUGAAUCUCAGGUUAAUCAUUUAGAAGUGAUUUUAGACCAGAAGGAGAAGGAAAACAUACAUCUUAGAGAGGAAUUACAUAGAAGAACCCAACUACAGCCUGAGCCAGCAAAGACAAAAGCUCUUCAGACAGUUAUCGAAAUGAAGGAUACAAAAAUAGCUUCACUUGAGCGCAAUAUAAGAGAUCUUGAAGAUGAGAUACAGAUGUUAAAGACGAAUGGAGUCCUGAAUACAGAGGACCGAGAAGAAGAAAUCAAACAAAUAGAGGUUUACAAGAGUCACUCAAAGUUCAUGAAAAAUAAGAUUGACCAACUGAAACAAGAACUCUCAAAGAAAGAAUCAGAACUUCUUGCCUUACAGACUAAGCUUGAAACCCUUAGCAAUCAGAAUUCAGAUUGCAAGCAACACAUUGAAGUGCUUAAAGAGUCACUUACUGCCAAAGAACAGAGAGCUGCCAUACUUCAGACAGAGGUUGAUGCCUUGAGGUUACGAUUGGAAGAAAAAGAAACCUUUCUCAAUAAAAAAACAAAACAACUUCAAGACCUCACAGAAGAGAAAGGAACCCUGGCUGGAGAGAUUCGAGAUAUGAAGGAUAUGUUGGAAGUAAAAGAAAGAAAAAUUAAUGUCCUUCAGAAAAAGAUUGAAAAUCUACAGGAACAACUUAGGGACAAAGACAAACAACUAACCAAUCUAAAAGACAGAGUGAAAUCAUUGCAGACGGAUUCUAGUAACACGGACACAGCACUAGCAACCUUAGAAGAAGCUCUGUCAGAGAAGGAAAGAAUAAUAGAGCGCUUGAAGGAGCAAAGGGAGCGAGAUGACAGAGAAAGACUUGAAGAAAUCGAAUCUUAUAAAAAAGAAAAUAAAGACCUGAAGGAGAAAGUUAAUGCUUUACAAGCUGAGCUGACAGAAAAAGAGUCUAGUUUAAUCGAUCUCAAAGAACAUGCAUCUUCAUUGGCAUCAGCAGGGCUGAAAAGAGACUCCAAACUUAAGUCUUUAGAAAUAGCCAUAGAACAAAAGAAAGAAGAGUGUAGUAAGUUGGAAGCACAAUUGAAAAAGCAAGCUGAACAGUUGUUCAAUCAGAUGUACAAUCCAGCUCACGAAGCUGAAGAGGAGGCACGGAUGAAUCCAGAAUUUGCAGACAGAAUGAAACAACUUGACAAAGAGGCUUCAUACUAUAGAGAAGAAUGUGGCAAAGCUCAGGCUGAGGUUGACAGACUUCUAGAAAUACUCAAGGAAGUAGAGAACGAGAAGAAUGACAAAGAUAAGAAAAUUGCUGAGUUAGAAAGACAUAUGAAGGACCAAAACAAGAAGGUUGCCAAUCUGAAGCACAAUCAGCAAAUGGAGAAAAAGAAGAAUGCGCAGUUGUUGGAAGAAGUUCGUAGACGAGAGGACAAUAUGACGGACAACUCUCAACAUUUACAAGUGGAAGAACUGAUGAAUGCACUGGAAAAGACUAGACAAGAGUUAGAUUCUACCAAAGCCCGUCUUGCCUCAACACAGCAGUCUUUGGCUGAGAAGGAAGCACAUCUGGCUAACCUAAGAAUAGAGCGGAGAAAACAGCUUGAAGAAAUUCUAGAAAUGAAACAGGAAGCAUUGCUUGCUGCAAUUAGUGAAAAAGAUGCAAACAUUGCCUUGCUUGAACUGUCUGCUUCAAAGAAAAAGAAGACUCAGGAGGAAGUAAUGGCUCUUAAACGAGAGAAAGACAGAUUAGUGCAUCAGUUAAAACAGCAGACACAAAACAGAAUGAAACUGAUGGCAGAUAACUAUGAUGAUGAUCAUCACCACUACCACCACCACCACCAUCACCACCACCACCGAUCUCCUGGGAGACCACAACACACCAACCACAGACCCUCUCCAGACCAGAUGAUCCGGUCACUGUUGGAGGCACAUAGCCACGGCAAAAUCUCAUGCUGUACAUUGAUCACCUGUCCAACCUUUGCCUAGAGUGUGAUCCCCAGUUCCUUCAAGAGAUCCAUCUUUACCUGCCUAUAAAGAAGAGGAAGAGGAGGAGGGAGACAUCUGGGAUAUUCAAGUAUCAAAGUUUAACACCAGAGCAGGUUGAAUCUCCAUUUAUAUUAUUCUCUAUAUGUGUUGCUAGUAUUGACUUGGAUAAUUGGUUGAAGCUUUUUCAGUAAUUACAUAGUGUGCUCUGAAGUUUUUACCAACGUUAAAACAUUUUUGUUUAGGCGCCUCACUUACCAAAAUUACGCGUGUUUUUCAUAGUUCCACAGUGUGAAAUUGAAUCCAAAGUCAUUCUGCUAUUAAAGAAGUUAGCUAAUAAUGAGCAUGCAUGGCAGCUUGUACGCUUACCACAAAGACCAGAGGGGCUUGUGUAAAGCUGUUCAGUGUACUGUAGGUUUUUACCGUUCUGUGUUUAGCCCAUGCAGCUGAAUGGCGGUCCUCGGCAAGUACGCUUCUUUUCAGUCACUUGCUUCAGGGGUCUUACACGUCCUUCUUCCUCAUUCUUCCUCCCGCCUUUGCAAGAGGACUUUGAUAUCCGCAGAGCAGACAGGGUUUCGCUUGCUGUCCUAAGGACUGCCCCUUCAGGAGUCUAGCACAGCCCACACACGCUCCUGGAAAAUGUCCAACUUGUUCUUGGAGCAGAAUGUGAACCGGUGACCUUCUGGGCCUCCGGCAAGAGUGCUGCCUACUGAGCCACCAAUACCCAGGCCAUCAAUAAGUUUUAAAUGCCAGUUGCAGACUUCACAGAGAUAAUGACUUCAGUGUGUAAAGGUUUUGUUGUGGAGGCUGCAGUCUCACAUAUGGCGUGACAGAGUAAAUAUGCUAAAACCAUAGAGAGCUGUUACAUAACUUGCCUUGAUAUAACAGUUUUUGUAAUAUGUUUCAAGGCAUGGAAUAUUAUUUAAAGGGACACUGUUAUGUAGGCUUAGGCCCAAAAUGAAGCUAUUAUAAAAAGAAUGUUUAGCAAAAACAGAAAUACGGCCAUGAAAUUGUUGGAGUGGGAAUUUCAGGGUAAACUUGCUUGGAUUUAAACAGUCGCCUGCAUGACAUUGCACUGUUGUGCUAGGGAAUGAGAACCAGAAAAUGAAAAUACUAUAAAGUGAGAAUCAGAAAGUGAAACUGACCUGAAUUAAGAUACGAGAAGUCUAUUAGUAUUAUUAAACUUUUUAAAAAUGAAAGACUGCUACAUUCUGAGAAAGAUGAGAAGAAAAAAAAUCAGUUCUACCUUUGUAAUUCAAAGCAGCGUUACUGACACAGGUAAAUAAAUGCAUUGUGUUUUAAUAUUAUGUUUUACCUGUUUUCAAGUAAGUUCUAAAAUAAUUUUAAUAUGAAAUAAGCUUUAAAAUUUUUGGCACAUUUCAAUUUUAUUGAUAUUCUAUAUUUUCAAUUUAGCGUUGAAAUCAUACAACAAGCAUAUCAAUGUUUGGGUAAUUCAGAUUGUUAAAUAUGGCUGUUGUUACCCCAAAUAUUAUUUAUAGACAUGGAUCAAGAAGGAAAACUUACAGACAGAUUCAAGACAGGACUUAUAUUCUGAAAAGGCCGUUAGAUAAAUUGCAUAAACCUUCUUUGGAGCAAAGGCCAGGAACCCAGGACUCCGUUUCCCAGCCGAGUGCCCAAAUCACUAGGCUACAGACUCUUGCUCCCUCUUGUGUUCUUUCUCUGGCCCAGUGAAUCUUGAAUUAUUUUCUGUUCAAUGAUACAGUUCCAACAGGAGGGCUUUAAUAUAUCCUUAUCCUCAUGCCAGCAUUUCACGCAGCCUCUGGCCUAGUGAACAUUCUCCUAAAAGAUAUUGCUUUGAAUCUCAGACUGAAGAAAGAGUCAGACCUGGGUAAUUUGCUUGUAGGAUGCGUGGUCCUACUACUAGGCUAGGAAAGACUGCUAUUAAUGUACUAUCUUAUGGAGAAAUAGCACCUGAAAAAUGUUGUAGGGAACCCAGCCUGGUGGGUGUCUGUUAGGCUUGUUUUGAUAGCUCCUGUCGCUGGCAAAUCUUGCCGUAGAAAACUGCAUUGUCUUUCGAGAAUAGACAUCUCCAGGCUGAGACAGGGGCCUGGAGGACCACCAUUUUGGAUGGAGGUGCCUAAAUUCUGCUCAUAGCAUUUUUAAGUCCCAUCUUUUUAGGACUAUGAUUAGUUUAAUAUCUCCUUUGAAUGUGGAACUGAGGGAUUUAACGAAUCUGUUUUUCAAAUGCAAGUUAACUUUAAAAGAAUGUGUUAUCAUUAAACCAGAUGAUAGGAAGAAUUUGUGGUUCAAAAAUGCAUUGACAGGUGUGAACCACAGGCAAACACAAUGCAUUUUCAAACUCUAAAAAGUGAAAUAACUUUAAUAGUUUAAUAACUUUAAUAAUGUGUUAAUGCUUUUGAUGCAGUUCUGUAGAGCAGUGUGUAUUAGAUCUGAACUCAGGAAUAUUCAACUAGAUUAAUUGCAUUGCA
Messenger RNA from Dromaius novaehollandiae (emu), 5827 nucleotides. It is a transcript of the gene ERC2, whose product is annotated as ELKS/RAB6-interacting/CAST family member 2. Gene Ontology annotation, molecular function: structural constituent of presynaptic active zone. The record is from RefSeq and is a predicted model, not a curated record. Gene Ontology annotation, cellular component: cytoskeleton of presynaptic active zone. The coding region runs from base 405 to 3380 and encodes 991 amino acids. The transcript is spliced from 18 exons. Gene Ontology annotation, biological process: maintenance of presynaptic active zone structure; neuromuscular synaptic transmission; regulation of synaptic plasticity. Lineage: Eukaryota; Metazoa; Chordata; Aves; Casuariiformes; Dromaiidae.